GCUUGAGAAAUGGCUAAAUUCAGUGGAGGUUACGAUUACGAUUUUGUAGAUCAGCCCCCCAAAUCUUUGGAGUGUUCAAUAUGCCUUUUGACGCCACGAGACUCCAUGGUCAUCAGUUGCUGUGGUAACCACUUUUGUGACCCUUGCAUUGGUCGAAUCAAGAGUAACAGAAAGCCUUGUCCUCUCUGCAAUUCUCCAGACUUCACGACACUUCUCCACAAGGGUGUGGCCCGAGAGGUGAAUGCCCUGAGGGUGUAUUGUCCCAAGAAGGCCCAGAGCUGUAACUGGCAAGGGGAGCUAGGACAAGUGGAUCACCACCUCAACCCCACGGCUAACUCUAGGGGAUGUGGCUUUGUCAUGAUUGAGUGCAAGUAUAAGUGCAGGGAAAAGUUCGAGCGACGAGCGAUUGCUUUUCAUGAGGCUGACAAUUGUGCUAAUCGACCAAUGGAAGUACAGGUGGCUUUUCUUGCUAGAAAAUUAGAAAUGCUAGCUACCGAGAAUAGAGAAAUUAAGAAUAAAGUGACAGCACUUGAGGCUGAAAAUACGUUAUUGAAACAGCAAAUGGAAGCUAGACCGCUACCACCAGUACCUCCGUUCUACUUUACCGUGUACAACUAUCGGCAAUACAAGAAAGACAACUGUACAAUAAUGAGCCCACCAUUUUAUUCUCAUCCUAAAGGCUACAAAAUGAGCUUACAAAUAUACCCGAACGGAUCCAACACUGGAACGAAUACUCACAUGUCAGUGUAUGCUUUCAUAAUGAGAGGGGAAUUUGAUGAUACGCUUCAGUGGCCAUUCACAGGAAGAGUCACCGUAGAUAUAUACAGCUACAAGUUAAAGAAAUGGACUCAAAUACAAGUAUUCAAUUUCAAGGAAUACCCUAUUGAGAGGGGAUAUGACUGUGUCAUAAGCGAUGGUAGUGGGUAUCAUCUAUUUUUUCCACAAGACCAAGUUGAAACAGAGUACAUGUUCAAGAAUGGAAGUUAUACAUUUGUUUGCUUUCGAGUAAAUCGUGUGGAAUUAGUUUGA
This is a messenger RNA of Halichondria panicea, 1029 nucleotides long. Its product is annotated as TNF receptor-associated factor 4-like. The record is from RefSeq and is a predicted model, not a curated record. Bases 10 to 1029 code for a protein of 339 amino acids. Lineage: Eukaryota; Metazoa; Porifera; Demospongiae; Suberitida; Halichondriidae. The transcript has a single exon. Gene Ontology annotation, molecular function: protein binding.